Aureococcus anophagefferens is the source of this 1455-nucleotide messenger RNA. RefSeq lists its product as hypothetical. The record is from RefSeq and is a predicted model, not a curated record. The transcript has 3 exons. Gene Ontology annotation, biological process: regulation of DNA-templated transcription. Gene Ontology annotation, molecular function: histone acetyltransferase activity. Lineage: Eukaryota; Pelagophyceae; Pelagomonadales; Pelagomonadaceae. The coding region runs from base 1 to 1455 and encodes 484 amino acids.
AUGCCGCGCAAGGUCAGCCACAAGAAGAAGGCGGCGGCGUCGGCGUCGGCGCCGCCGGCCGCGGAGAAGAAGGAGGAGAAGGAGGAGAAGGAGGAGGACCGGCCCGACGAGCACCCCUUCAAGGUCGGGUCCUGGCUCGUCGUCACGUGGCAGCCCGACGCCUCCGAGCGGCUCUGCACGAUCAUCGAGCGCGCCAAGGUCGAGGACGCGGAGCGCAUCACGCCGAACACGAUCAAGGCGUCGAAGGCGGACCUCGACGCGCGCGACGACGGCCUCUGGCGCUACUACGUCCACUACGCGGACUUCAACCGGCGCAUGGACGAGUGGGUCAAGCCGGAGCGCGUCGCCCUGAAGCCGAGCGCCCUCGAUCCGUCCGACCGUCGCUCGAAGCGUCGAUUCGACCCGAGCGCGGGCGUUUCGGAGCUCGGCCGCGCCGCGCCGCGCCACGGCCGAUUUCGGCGCAGGCACGACGAGCACGAGGGCCUCGACGAGGCGUCGCUCCGGGAGCACGAGGAGGUCACCAAGGUCAAGAACGUCGGCGUCGUCGAGCUCGGCCGCCACGCGAUCGAGACGUGGUACUUCAGCCCCUACCCGAAGGAGUUCUACCCGGGCGGCUACGUCGACGCGCUCUACGUCUGCGAGCACACCUUCGCCUUCUACCGGUCGCGGCGCGAGCUGCGGCGCGCGUCGGCCCGCCUGGGCGCGCGGCGGCCGCCGGGCGACGAGAUCUACCGGAGCGGCGAGGUCGCCAUGUUCGAGGUCGACGGCGCGACCCCGGCGUCCCGCGCGCGGCUCGACUACUGCCAGAACCUCUGCUACUUCGCCAAGCUCUUCCUGGACCACAAGACGCUCUACUACGACGUCGACCCCUUCCUCUUCUACGUGCUCUGCGAGCUCGACGACCGCGGCUACCACCCCGUCGGCUUCUACUCCAAGGAGAAGUACUCGGAGGUCGGCUACAACCUGGCCUGCAUCCUCGCCUUCCCGCCCUACCAGCGCAAGGGCUACGGCCGCUUCCUCAUCGCCUUCUCCUACGCGCUGAGCGUCAAGGAGAAGAAGGUCGGCGCGCCCGAGAAGCCCCUGUCGGACCUGGGCCACAUCGCGUACCGGAGCUACUGGGCCGCGACGCUCCUGGGGGCCCUGUCGAAGCUGCCGGCCGACGCGCCCCAGAUCUCCGUCAUGGAGCUGUCCAAGGCGACGUCCAUCAUGGCCGACGACGUCGCGGCGACGCUCCAGUACCUCGGCGUCGUGCGCACGGUCGGCGGCGUGCCCGUCGUCUGGUGCCCGCCGGACGUGCUCAAGGCGCUCAUCGCCAAGCACCCGGAGAAGCCCCCCUUCGUCCACGUCGACGACCUCCACUGGACGCCCUUCUACACGGACGUCAAGAAGGACAAGUUCUCCAUCCGCGCGAAGCGCCCGACGGCCGAGGGCGGCCUCGUCGACUCCUACGCGUAA